AUGCGAAGGGUGAUUGUUGUUGAUGGAACAUUUCUGAAAAAUAAAUACAGAGGAGUUCUACUUGUUGCUACUGCUGUAGAUGGUAACUCUAAUUUGUAUCCGAUUGCAUUUGGGGUUGUUGAUUCGGAUAAUGACGAUUCAUGGGGGUGGUUCUUCAGACAGUUGAAAGUGGUUAUUGCUGAUUGUCAAGACCUAGCUUUUACAAAGGGGUUGACUGCCUUGGUGGAAAAGGUUUCACGGGCAUACAGGUCCGCUGAAUUUCAGGAACGUAUCACUGAAAUUUUUGAAAUGAGUCAUGAGCUUGGAAGAUAUCUGCGGGAGGCUGAUGUGCGCAAAUGGGCUUGUUCUCUCUUCCCUGGUGAAAGGUAUGACAUUAGGACCACAAACCUUGCAGAGUCCAUAAAUUCAGUUCUGAGAAUACCUAGAGAAUAUCCGGUUAUUCCUUUGCUAGAUAGUAUAAGAGAACUGUUGACUCGAUGGUUCUAUGAGCGUCGCUUGGUGAGCUCUAAGCAUCUUGAUCCUUUAACCACUAAGGUGGAGAAAAAGAUUGAUAGGAGAAUUGUGAAGGCAAAAAGCUUAUCGACUCCAAUCAAUCACGUUUUUGUUGGCACAGGCAUGGAAGUGCACAGAUUUACUGACGGCUUAUACACCGCUGCAGCGUGGAGAACCGCCUAUGUGGACUCAAUUAAUCCAAUCGCAGUUCCUGAGUGUGAAUGGAAUGUCCCUGGAGGUUAA
Messenger RNA from Brassica napus (rape), 735 nucleotides. RefSeq lists its product as uncharacterized. Lineage: Eukaryota; Viridiplantae; Streptophyta; Magnoliopsida; Brassicales; Brassicaceae. The record is from RefSeq and is a predicted model, not a curated record. Bases 1 to 735 code for a protein of 244 amino acids. The transcript is spliced from 3 exons.